AUGAAGAAACAAAUUAUUCUAUAAACAACUCAAUACUCACUACUGAAGAUGGAAUUUACAUCUUUGCAACUUGUCAACUCAAUAACAAAAAAGUAUUUCAUAUUAAUAAAUUUAGAACUACAUGA
Paramecium sonneborni is the source of this 125-nucleotide messenger RNA. The record is from the annotation of a GenBank genome assembly. Lineage: Eukaryota; Ciliophora; Oligohymenophorea; Peniculida; Parameciidae.